AUGCUAUACCUGAUCCGAAUCAGUCUACAUCUCUCACCUUUUUAUCUCUCUCUUCCUCUCUCUCUCUCUCUCUCUUCCUCUAUCUCUUCUCUAACUACUUUUCCCUACCCCUCUCUUCCUCUUCGCACUUCUUCACCUCAUCUCCCUCCAUUCCUUCUCUUUCUCUUCUGCUUGCCCUCUUUCUCUUUCUCUCUCUCUCUCUUAACACUUCCUCACCUCCAUUCCUUCUCUUCCUUUUUUACUUGCACUCUCCCUCUCAUUCACUUUCUCUCUCUGUCUUCGAACUUCUUCACGUCAUCUCCCUCCAAUCUUUCUCUUCCUCUGCUGCUUGCUCUCUCUGCCUCUUAUUCUCUUUCUCUCUCUCUCUCUCUCCCCCUCUCUCUCUCUCGCACUUCCCUCACCUCAUCUCAAUCCAUUCCUUCUCUUCCUCUUCUGCUUACCCUCUCCCUCUCUUUCUCUCUCUCACUUCUUCUCUCUAUUCGCACUUCAUCACCUCCUUUCCCUCCACAGCUUCUCAUCAUCUUCUGCUUGUUCUCUCUCACUUAUUCUCUUUCUCUCUUUGCACCUCCCUCACCCCAUCCCCCUCCUUCUCUUCCUCUUCUACUUGCUCUCUCCCUCUCACUCUCUUUCUCUCUUUGCACUUCUCUCACCCCCAUCUCCCUCCUUCUCUUCCUCUUCUACUUUCUCUCUCCCUCUCACUCUCUUUCUCUCUUUGCACUUCCCUCACCCCAUCUCCCUCCUUCUCUUCCACUUCUGCUUGCUCUCUCCCUCUCUUUCUCUUUCUCUCUCUUUUCCUCUCUCUCUUUGCGCUUCUUUACCUCAUCUCCCCUAUUCCUUCUCUUCCUCUUCUGCUCAGUCCCCUCUCUCACUCUCUCACUCUCACUCACUCACUCACUCACUCCUCCCUCCUCACUCACUCCUCCUCACUCCUCUCCCUCUCUCUCUCACCCCUCCACUCUCUCCUCCUCCCCUCUCUCUCUCUCCCUCUCUCUCUCUCUCUCUCUCUCUCUCUCUGAUACCACGCAAUAUUUUUAG
Molecule: messenger RNA, 1035 nt
Organism: Acanthosepion pharaonis
Lineage: Eukaryota; Metazoa; Mollusca; Cephalopoda; Sepiida; Sepiidae
Source: the annotation of a GenBank genome assembly